This is a messenger RNA of Halteromyces radiatus, 2487 nucleotides long. RefSeq names its product DNA topoisomerase. The record is from RefSeq and is a predicted model, not a curated record. The transcript has 10 exons. Gene Ontology annotation, cellular component: nucleus. Gene Ontology annotation, biological process: DNA topological change. Lineage: Eukaryota; Fungi; Mucoromycota; Mucoromycetes; Mucorales; Cunninghamellaceae. Bases 22 to 2034 code for a protein of 670 amino acids. Gene Ontology annotation, molecular function: DNA binding; DNA topoisomerase type I (single strand cut, ATP-independent) activity.
UUUUUUUUUGUCUUCCUUUCCAUGUAUUCGAAAAUCUUAUGUGUGGCAGAAAAACCAAAAGCAGCAAAAAAUAUUACCCAGAUCUUAUCUCAAUCAAACUUUCAAUCCCGUGAAUCUGGUAACAAGUAUGUUCGCAAUUAUACCUUUGAUUAUACUUUGAAUCAAAGAACUGUUUCUAUGGUUAUGACAUCAGUUCUUGGUCACUUGACUGAUUUGGAUUUUCCUGUCUCUCAUCGAAGUUGGACUGGUUGUGACCCUGGAGAUCUUUUCCGAUUGAACGUUAUAGAAUCUAUUCCUGAAGAUAUGAAAAACGUCGCUCAAAACUUACGAAACCAAGCACGUUCAGCAGACGUUUUAUUCAUAUGGACUGAUUGUGAUCGUGAAGGUGAAAGUAUUGGUGGUGAAGUGGUACAAGUAUGUCGAAAAGUCAAUCCGAAUAUACAAGUAUGGCGAGCUCACUUUUCUGCUAUGCAGCCAGGUCCUAUACAUCAUGCUGCUCAAAACCCAGGUACCUUGGAUGAACAGGCUAUACAAGCUGUUAUGACUCGCAGAGAAUUGGAUUUACGUACUGGGGCAGCAUUUACCCGAUUCCAGUCUAUUAGAUUACGAGGACUUAUUGGUGGUAAUGAUUCGAUGAUUAUCAGUUAUGGAAGCUGUCAAUUUCCAACCUUGGGAUUCGUGGUGGACCAAUAUCUUAGACGUGAAAAUUUCAUACCUGAGGAAUUCUGGAAGAUUACUGUUAGUUAUACGGAAAAUAUACCAAAUGCUCCACCUUUACAAACGAUAUUCAACUGGAAACGCAAUCAUUGCUUUGAUCGACAUACUUGUUUUGUUCUCUAUGAUCAAUGUGUGAAGAAUCCAAUGGCCACGGUGACAAAAGUAACGAAAAAGAAUGUGAGCAAAUGGAAGCCUCUUCCUUUGACGACAAUCGAACUUCAAAAAGUAGGAACAAGACAUUUACGAAUGACUGGUGAACAAAUUAUGACUAUUGCUCAAGGCCUAUAUACUGAAGGUUUUAUCAGUUAUCCAAGAACUGAAACAGAUCAAUUUGACAAGAAUUUCCAGUUUAAACCUCUUAUUGAAAUGCAAACACAACAUUCGUCUUGGGGAUCUUAUGCACAAAGAUUAUUAGAUGGCGAAUUUCAAACACCCAGAAAUGGUAGAAACAACGACAAGGCGCAUCCACCUAUUCAUCCAACAGCUUACAACGGCAAUUUGACGGGUGAUCAACAAAAAGUAUAUGAAUUCGUUGUUCGUCGUUUCCUUGGUUGUUGUUCGGCUGAUGCUGUGGGCUAUGAAACCGUGGUGAAUAUUGAUAUUGCAACAGAAAAGUUUGAUACAAAAGGUCGAAUCAUUGCUCAAAAGAAUUAUCUAGAAAUCUAUACUUAUGAUGUGUGGCAGGGAUGUACCAUUUCUAACUUUGAGGAACGACAACAAUUCAAACCAACAUCUUUGAUGAUGAAAGCCGGCAAGACAGAAGCUCCUAGAUUAUUGACUGAAUCAGACUUGAUUGCCAAAAUGGAACAACAUGGUAUUGGAACAGAUGCAACCAUUUCAGAGUUGAUAAAAAAGAUUCUACUUCGGCAAUAUGCUUUCAAGGUCUCUCAACGCUACUUUAUUCCAUCUACCUUGGGGAUUGGUUUGGUCAAAGGAUAUGAAGACAUUGGUUUUGAAGAAAGUCUCAGUAAGCCCAAGCUACAUCAAAUGAUGGAAACCGAUUUAAAGUCAAUUUGUGAAGGCAACAAAACAAAGGAACAAGUACUUCACGAUAGUAUAGAACGGUAUUAUUCCAUGUUCAACCGUAGUGUAUGGGAAUUUGAAAAAUUAUAUGCAGCUGUCAAUACAUACUAUAAUGCCGAAGAAGAUCGUCGACGAAGUCGUGGACAAGGGACCUUUUUGGAUCAUGCUAGCUUGAAUGCAGACAACGUGGAUGGAUCGAACGAUGAACGGACCACUAGAGGUCGUGGUAGAGGUCGUGGUAGAGGUCGAGGAGGAACAACUGGUCGUGGUAGAAGCCGUGGACGUGGACGAUGAAAAACAUCAACAAUCAAAAAAAGACUCAUCAUUAGGUCCAGUAUCAUCAUCAUCAUCAUCACUUUAUAUCUUUAGAACAUAGAUAGUAUCAUCAUUUUCACUCUCAUUUGUUUUUUUAUAUAUGUAUAUAUCACUUUUUUCUUUUUCGUGUAGAUAUCCUUGUUUUAAUCUAGUUUUACUUAUCCCUAAUUGAUUCUUUUUUUUUUCUUCAUUUUUUUUACAUAUAUUUUGUUGAUACCAUUCUCUCCAUAGACUCAUCUUCUAUUCAAAAUAAAAACCGUUGUUCUAUGAAUAUAUUGAAAUAUGUACAGACAAAGGAAACUAUGAACAAAGGUGCGGAGAAAUUCUCGAAUGUAUUCUAUUUCGUUUCUCUCUUUAAAGGUCAUGAAUAAAUCAUCUUGUUUCUGUAUGAUUAUUUGGAUCAAAAAGAAAGUCACCUUCUUUUUCUACGAC